Messenger RNA from Ruditapes philippinarum (Manila clam), 3968 nucleotides. RefSeq lists its product as uncharacterized. Gene Ontology annotation, biological process: cell surface receptor signaling pathway; G protein-coupled receptor signaling pathway. The record is from RefSeq and is a predicted model, not a curated record. Gene Ontology annotation, cellular component: membrane. NCBI's taxonomy places the organism in Eukaryota, Metazoa, Mollusca, Bivalvia, Venerida, Veneridae. The transcript is spliced from 2 exons. Gene Ontology annotation, molecular function: G protein-coupled receptor activity. Bases 1 to 3921 code for a protein of 1306 amino acids.
AUGAAUUACUUGGUGGGAUCACUAAUUAUAUUGGCUAUAUGUCACGUGAGGACUGAUGUCAAUGAUAUAUGGAACAGUUUUAAGACAAAUGGCGGCAAAGUAAACAAAACAAAUCUUUUUAUUCAAUAUGAAAAACUAUGCCCAAUUCUUAAUGGAAGAUAUGCAUGGAAGAAAGAUAAGAAUUUAACGGUUCAAAAAGGGGAGUGUUUACUUGAAAAUUGUAAAGAUACGCUGGAAUGCCAACUUCUUGACAACUGUUGUCACACCAGUUCCUUUGGAUAUUUAGCAACAUCUUUGUUUGAUCCAUCGGUUUAUCCUAAGCAAGGUGUAUAUCAACAUUAUCUACUAGUCGACCAUUGUCCAUACGAUAUUAUUGAUGAAAUAAAACUGAAGUGUGAACGUUUAGGAACGAGCCCUGUUACUUCAAUAAACACUCUAAUUAUUUACAAAAAUUCAUUUUGCGCACAUUGCCACGGCGAGCCUGAUACGAUCGACUGGAAACUUGUAUUUGAUUGUCCAAACGCAAAUCGAGCACAAACCCGAUUUAAUCUUCUCAACGAUUGUUUCAUACUGUAUAAACCUCAAAGCCCGCACAGACCUCCAAGUUUGGUUCCCAGAGAGUUUAGUAAUCUACGGUUGCAUAAAUCACCUUUAAUCUCUAAGUGCAACGUAACGGGUUUAUGGAAACACUUUGAUAAUGAUAUUGACUGGGCUUGUCGAAGAUUUAACAGAGGGUAUAAACACUUUAAAAACCUAUAUUGUUACAUCUGCAACCCAAGCGUCGUUUCCACUCGAUCUGUAGACAAGAAAUCACUUAUAAGUACAUGUAAUGAGGGUUCUCCACAAGGUGAUGAACUUAAUCAAACCAAACUGUUAUCUCAAACUAAUUCUUCAAUACCGGAAAUGUGCAAAUCCUCUGAUAUUGAGCCUCGACUGAGUCCAUAUAGAAACGCAUACUGUCUGUCGUGCAAUGAUAAACUGACUGAACAUAUUUACUCAAACAUAGGAAAAUUUGAAAUAAUUGGCUCUGGUGCCAAAUCCUUUCUGUUACAAGUAACACUUGCUAAUGAAAUCAAUAGCAAAUUUACAGCCGAUGCUUUUAGAAAAAGAGUUGAGAGUCUCUUGAAACUUUUUGUUAAAGACACGAAGAAGGUAAACGUUCCUGCUAAAACUGUUGUUGGUGAAAGAGAUGGAAUAAAGAGAGUAAACAUCAAAAACCAACAAACAUUGACUAAAGACUGGUCUAAAAUGUGUCCAUUUGAUCCGGUCUGCUCUGGAUCACAUCAUGAUUUAAAUAUUACAAUAUGGAAAAAUAGAUGUGUACCAUACUGCACUUGUAACCAAACUUGUCUGCUUUCAAAAACUCUGCAAUGUUGCUUCGAUAAAUACCUACAAUAUAAUGUACACUCAUGCCUUCAAGAAUCACAUUUCCCUGUCCUCAUCAACCCCGAUAUUGAAACAUCUGAUGAGGAGAUAAGUCAAAUAGUUGUAGACAAAUGUCUCCCUGGAAUUGAAGACAACAAUUACAAACUUAAGUGCAGCAGUGACGAUGAUUCUGACUAUUUGAUAAACAUUCCGGUAACAACAAGCGACACAUCUCUGCUACCAUUUAGGAAUAUAUACUGUGCUUUAUGUAAUGUCGAUGUAAACGACGUAAGCGACGUUAACGUAUACCUGAGAGCGCGAUGUAAACAGUUUUUAGAGAUAGAACUACUUCCAACUGUUCCAGAUGUCAUAGAGGCAAUUAAAUAUCACGAUUGUAAAGUGACAUUUGCAUUGAAUGACCGUUUAUUAAGGUAUGAUGAAUGCACAUUAAAUACUGAAACCAUUGUACAGAAGAAACUAGAUUUUGUUUGCCUUCAUGACUCAAUAUCAACAGGCAAUGGACAAGAUAUUGACAAAUUAUGUAACGACAAUGAAUUACCAUUUGUAGUUAAUUCUAUGUCGCGUAAAUAUGUACAGUGCGAUACUUGCAAUAAACUCCUCGAACGGAGGUACACGAGAAUAAGUACACUUAUCCAAUGUAGAAGUCAUAAUGAUUCGACCAUAUGGAAUGAGUAUAUGUGCUUUGUUGAAGAUGAUGUCUGGCUGGAGUACGCUCGAACUGGUUCAAACUUUAAAGUAUUGAACAGUUACAGAAGCUUGUUCAACAUUAGGAACCUCGAUUUUGAGCGUCUAAAACAGAUAGAUUACAAAGAAUGCCGACAUGGAACAUUUGACAUUGAAAUGGGUUUAUGUAGACGUCUGUACUGUAGCAGUGGUCGACUUCUUGAAAAUGACACAUGUACCAAUGUGUUUGAAUCUGUUAUUAACACCACAUUCCUGCUACGUUUGACCCUCAAGCCAUGUGAAUGGAGUAUGCAUGAAACGGAAAUAGGCAUAGGCCAUAGAAAGCUUCCAAUAAUAGAUAAAACUAUGGAAAUAAGAACUGAAAGCAUUUGCCAAGGCAUGUACAAAGUUGUUGAAGACAUUUUGGGAAAUGAAACUGCGUCUUCGUAUAUGCAUUGCAGCGUUAAGGUAUACAAUUGUACAGCAAAAACACACAACAUGCACGAUGAUUUUGAUGUUUUCAAAAUUUCACAAAAUACCAGAAUUGAUGUAAAUAUCAGUGUAAACGUAAAGUUGUCCAGCCAAAAAUCUCACAUUGAAACGCAGUUGUACUAUCUAACGCAAACGCGCAUGUUCCGAGUAACUCCGGAAGUUUUAUGUCCUAGUCCUCAAACGUUUGUCAAAGAUAGUUUACUCUGUAGUGAACAAUCUCUCAUCAUCCCAAAUGAUACGUAUGAGUAUGAUAAUACAAUUUACUACCCUGUUAACGUAAAGAAAACACUUUUUUGCCCUCAUGUUAAGAUCAAAGUUACCAAUACAUCAAUUGAUAGAACAUCUGGGAACAUUGUGUUCAAUUAUCUCAGUCAUGAACUAUCUGUCCCUAUUGAUAGUGUUGAAACCGUCAAUACAAUCAACGUGCAAACAACACUAUGGGUGUGUAAGAAUGACGUACACUUUCCCGAGCAUAUACACGUAUAUCAAAGGCAAGGAAAAGACCUAGAGAAAGCAUAUUUCUUAUUCAGUACAAGUUGCAAUAUUGUCUCAUUGCUAAGUCUUACUGUUACCUUACUAACUUACUCAAUGUUGAAGGUUUUGCGGACUGUCCCUGGCAGAAACAAUAUGAACUUGGCAUUUUGUCUUUUGUUAGCUCAGGCAAGUCUUCAGUUUCCUCACGAGUCUCCAAGUUCAGACUCUAGCGGUCCAACUAUUCAAUGUCAAGCAGUAGGUGUGUGCGCUCACUAUUUUUGGCUUGCUACAUUUUUUGCUUUAAAUGUUUGCUCUUUUCAUAUGUAUAAAGUAUUUUCGGGACGGCUAAUGCUUACCCAAAGCCAAACAAAAUCAGUUUUUCCUAAAUAUACAAUUUAUGUGUAUGGGAGUCCCUUUUUGGUAAUAUUAGCAGUCCUAUCGGUGAAUAUGGCAGCUCGUGGUAUUACCGGAUAUGGUCUCUACCGUUGCUUUCUGGACGACUUGUACUACGUUAUCGUCACAUUCGUGUUGCCCUCUUGUUUGAUUUUUGUGUCAAAUACAAUUUUUUACGUAAAAACUUUUUAUAUUAUCUAUAAUUCACCAACACUUCGCUGUAACUUGGAAGAGCGCAGUACAUUGGCAAUCUAUGUCAAGCUUUGUACAUUAACGGGUAUGACAUGGCCUUUGUUGUUUAUUGACGCUUUAUUUCCAUUGUCUGUGUUUUCUUUCAUUGCGACAUUCACAAAUGCGAUGCAAGGUUUCUUUAUUUUCAUUUCUUUCACAUGUAACAGGCGUGUCUUAAAUUUGUACAAACGUUCCCUGUCAGGAAAACAAGAAACGAAUACUGUAUCAAAUAAUCUAGAUACUUUGAGCAGAGGUCAGUCUCUGAAAAGGUCACAUCAAUAAAAGUUUUUGUUCGUCAAAACGAUUUCUGUUAAUGAUUGUUUUUGUUU